This is a messenger RNA of Copidosoma floridanum, 846 nucleotides long. RefSeq lists its product as uncharacterized. Lineage: Eukaryota; Metazoa; Arthropoda; Insecta; Hymenoptera; Encyrtidae. The record is from RefSeq and is a predicted model, not a curated record.
AUGAACGGGGUAAUUGACGCAGGUGCCCUUCUGCCACAAAUAUUAUGCGAAAGAAGGGUAGACGUAGCGCUCAUGAGCGAGCAGUACAGAAACUUCAAGCCGCCUAAGUGGCUCAGCAAUGCAGCAAAUAUGUCGGCCAUUUCAGUUCCUAGACCAGAUAAAAUCCGCCAAGACGCAAGCGAAUCGGAAAGACAUUUUGUCUGGUUGAAAAGUGGAAGCAUUACGUAUGUCAGCUGCUACUUUUCACCAACCACUUGUAUCGAGGAAUACAGGAGAAGAAUGAAUUACCUCCAAGAUACCAUCAGAGAUGGCAUGGAAGGUGACCUUAUAGUCGCUGGAGACUUUAAUGCAAGAGCAGUAAAAUGGGGAAUGCCUACAAAAAAUUCUAAGGGUCGGGCAGUCCUAGCUAUGGCAGCAAGGCUAGGACUGGUCCUUGUAAACGAAAGAAGGACUACGAUUUUCCGAAGGCCGGGACUUGGCGAAUCAACAUCAGACAUGACACUGUCUUUGGAGAGCUUUGCGCCAAGAGUAAAGGAAUGGCAGGUAAUUAUGGACGAAAAUGGUAGCAAUCACCAAUAUAUCGUCUUUGAAGUCACUGAUACAAUAGACAGAAGAGGUAUUGCACGCAAAACAGGAUGGAAUGUUAAGAAGCUGGAUACAGAACGACUAGCGGAAAAAGUCGAGAAUGUCAUCGCUGCUAUUCAAAGCGAUGAACCAAACCUGAACACAGUAGAAGGAGUACAGAAGCUCACCGAGGCAACCAUGCAACUCCUAAAAACCGCAUGCAAGGCUUCUAUGCUGAGAACAAAAAAGGAUCGGCAAAUGCUAAACUUACUGGUGGAAUGA